AUGAAUGACAGAUAUGACAUGGAGGCCAUCUACUUUGACGAAGGAGGAGAAUUUGCUUCAUCUGUUCGCACCUCUAAUCAGUCUUCCACGCUUGAGUUUGACAAAGGAUGUGCAGAUGCUGCCAUACAACAAGCUGAUUGGGAUGCUUCGAGAGUCAGGGAAAAACUUAAACGUGAUAUAGAUGCUCAUGCAUCAUCCGUUCGUAGUGCAAAGUUGUCAGAACUGAAUAUCAAUCAUGAGAAACAACUUUCUGCAUCUUUAACUGGACCUGUAGAGGCACUACUUGAAACUGGUGGAAAAGACACAUGGACUUCAACAAGAAAACUCCUUAAUCAUGAAACUGAAGUUGCAGUAUCAGAGUUCUCAGCCGCAGUUGCUGGUUUUGAGUUGGACAAAGAUACAUCUACCAAAAUGAUGCAAAAUUUAAGGGAUUAUGCAAGAAAUGUGGUUGAGAAAAAAGCACGAGAAGAGGCUGCAAACAUUGUGAUCCACAUGAAGCAUAUCUGA
Molecule: messenger RNA, 507 nt
Organism: Prunus armeniaca (apricot)
Lineage: Eukaryota; Viridiplantae; Streptophyta; Magnoliopsida; Rosales; Rosaceae
Source: the annotation of a GenBank genome assembly